Micromonas commoda is the source of this 348-nucleotide messenger RNA. RefSeq names its product type II secretory pathway family (gene SRP14). Bases 1 to 348 code for a protein of 115 amino acids. Gene Ontology annotation, molecular function: endoplasmic reticulum signal sequence receptor activity; 7S RNA binding. The transcript has a single exon. Lineage: Eukaryota; Viridiplantae; Chlorophyta; Mamiellophyceae; Mamiellales; Mamiellaceae. Gene Ontology annotation, biological process: SRP-dependent cotranslational protein targeting to membrane. The record is from RefSeq and is a predicted model, not a curated record. Gene Ontology annotation, cellular component: signal recognition particle, endoplasmic reticulum targeting.
AUGGUGCUCCUCGAGAACGAUCGGUUUCUCACGGAGCUGACCAAGAUGUACGAGCGGAACAGGGAAUCCGGCUCCGUGUGGGUGACGAUCAAGCGCUCGAUGCUCAAGCGGCUUCCCAAGCGAAACCAGCUCCCUCCGCCCGAGCGGGUGUUCACAGAUCCCGAGUGGGUCCGGCUGGUGCGGGCGUCGGACGGGAAGAAGAAGAUCAGCACCACGGUGGAUACCAAGGCGGCCGAGAAGUUCUCUAGAUCCCUGUCGUUGGUGCAGAUGGCGAGCAUGGACGGGCUGCAGGAGAUCAAGAAGCCGUCGAAGAAGGAGCGAGCCAAGGGUUCCACCAAGAAGGCUUGA